Molecule: messenger RNA, 1463 nt
Organism: Rubroshorea leprosula
Lineage: Eukaryota; Viridiplantae; Streptophyta; Magnoliopsida; Malvales; Dipterocarpaceae
Source: the annotation of a GenBank genome assembly
GAAAGGAUCAUGAGCCACAACCUCCUUAAUCUCAAAUUUUAGAACCAUUAGCAUUGGGCUUUUCAUAUUCAUGACCACUCUGUAACCAUAAGUAUCAAUACCAAGUCAUUUUAGGAAGUGCGCUAACACUUCGGAAGCAGCUCGAUGUGCUGAUGGGUGCGUACUGUAAUGGUGACAUAAGGGAGGUGAAUCGGAAGUACCACAAUCGUGAUGUGUGCCGCCUCUACUUGUCUGGCCUUUGUCCUCACAAGUUCUUCCAAUUAACGAUCUUGAAGGCAAGUCAGAUCUUAAAAUAUGAGCUCUAGAAGAAGCAGAAGAGCUUAGAGCUAAAAGAGCAGAUAAACAGUCAACACUCAACACUGCUUUUGGAUGCAUUCAAUAAAGAUCAGGCAUUUUUGCCCCAACCAUUGCCAAACCCUCUAUCUUUAGCACCAUUGCCUGUGCUUGCACCUGAUCCUCAGACCCAGGAAAUGAUAAAUGAGAAGCUGAAGAAAGCUGAGGAUCUUGAUAAAACUCAGGUGAGAAAGGGAUGGUAGACAAGGCACAAAAAGCGUUAGAAGAGGCUGAAGCACUCAAGAAGACUGAUCAAAAGCUACGUGUUUGUGAUAUUUGUGGAGCAUUUUUGAGUGUUUAUGACAGUGGCCCAUGUUUACCUGAUCAUUUUGGAGGCAAACUUCAUUUAGGCUAUAUGCAAAUCUGUGAUAAAUUAGCAAAACUUCUGGAAGAGAGAAACAAGAGUCGCAAACUUGACCGGUAUGAUGACAAGAGAUCGAAAGAAAGAAGCAGAGAUCAUGAGAGAGAAUCAAGUCGGGACUGAGACCGAGGGAAUAGCUGUGACCGAGGCAGGGAUUAUGAUUGUAGGAGCAGAGAUCGUGACAGGUAUAGUGAUCAAGAUCGUAAUAAGGAUUAUGAGCGCUCUCGAACUUAUGAUUCUAGAAGUUACCGCAGGUCAUGUUCAAGGUCUAGGGAACACUCUAGGGAUCAUGAUUGCCACAGCUGUUGAAGUUUUCUGUGCUGAUAAGGAUUAUUCUUGAACGUCACUCAUUGUUUUUAAUCAGGCGUGACCGAUACUAGAUGCAUGAAUGCUGCCCAAGAAGAAAAUGAAUACGAAACCGUUCUUGCUUAUGUAAGCCAACUUAUAUAGGGGAGUGGUAUUCCUCAGUUAUGUUAUUUGAUAGUUUGUCAUGUGGUUGUAUCAACAUGUUUAAGAGGGUAUUUGUUGUUUUUUGGUUCCUAGAGAUUAGGAAUUGAACCCUAAACUUGUGGUUAAGAGCACAAGUAAUUCUAUCACUAGACUAUAUGGCUGAUGGUUAAGAGGGCGUUUGUUACUUGGUGAUGUGUGUUUGGUUUUCGGUAUCAUCGGAGAUGUAAGUUUGCUUGAUUUUACUAUUCCAAUUUCCAUGUCAGGCAAAUUUUCAGUUAAGUAUUGAAAAGGAGAAUUAAAAUAAUGAGGUUGAAUUUUA